Messenger RNA from Chelonia mydas (Green sea turtle), 11026 nucleotides. It is a transcript of the gene NIN, whose product is annotated as ninein. Gene Ontology annotation, biological process: centrosome localization; centrosome-templated microtubule nucleation; microtubule anchoring at centrosome. The transcript has 31 exons. Bases 290 to 6712 code for a protein of 2140 amino acids. Gene Ontology annotation, molecular function: calcium ion binding. Gene Ontology annotation, cellular component: centriole; ciliary transition fiber; mitotic spindle pole. The record is from RefSeq and is a predicted model, not a curated record. Lineage: Eukaryota; Metazoa; Chordata; Testudines; Cheloniidae.
CUGCCUCCCCAUUGCAGCGCUCGGGCCACGGCCCCGGCACCGCGCGGGGAGCCGGAGCGAGCCGCCCGGCCGGGCAUGGGAGCGGGGGCGGCGGCCGGGCGCGCGGGGCUCUGAAGCGGGCUCCUGUGAAGGACGCUGGCCCAGAACAGCGGCAGGGGCUUGGGGUGCAUUGUACCCUCCUGAAGCGCUAACAAAAGCCUCCCCCUUUGCUUUGCAGUGGCACUCGGGGUGCAGGCGGCUGCUGUGCGAGAGCUUCGUUCACAGGAAGGUGAGCGUGGUGGGUGAUGGGAUGGAUGAAGCCGAGCAGGACCAGUAUGAAGCCCGUCUCAAGGAGCUCUUUGACAGCUUUGACACCACAGGCACUGGAUCCCUGGGGCAGGAGGAGCUGACCGAUCUGUGUCACGUGUUACAUCUGGAGGAAGUGGCCCCUGGAGCGCUGCAGCAGACGCUUCUGCAAGGCAACCUUCUCGGCAGGGUCCACUUUGACCAGUUUAAAGAAGCACUGAUCCUUAUCUUAUCCCGAACCUUAUCCAACGAGGACGACUUCCAAGAACCAGUAGAUUCUUCACCAGAAGCCCAGCCCAAAUACGUCAAGGGUGGGAAACGCUAUGGUAGGCGGUCCCUGCCGGAGUUUCGGGAAUCCGUGGAAGAGUUUGCCGAGGUGACUGUCAUUGAGCCUCACAAUGAAGCAGCCCGGAGUUCACACAUCGCUUCCAAUGACUGUGAUGAGCACUGGAAGACUCAGGACAGCGAGGAAUAUGAAGCAGAAGGCCAGUUGAGAUUUUGGAAUCCGGAUGACUUGAAUGCUUCACAGACUGCGUCGUCUCCUCCCCAGGACUGGAUAGAAGAGAAGCUGCAGGAGGUUUGUGAGAAUCUAGGGAUCACCAGAGACGGCCACUUGAACAGGAAAAAGCUGAUCUCCGUUUGUGAGCAGUAUGGGCUACAUACCGUGGAUGGCGAGGUGCUUGAAGAUGUGUUCCAUAAUCUUGAACAAGAUGGCACAAUGAGCAUAGAGGACUUUUUCUAUGGCUUAUUUAAAAAUGGAAAAUCUCUUACGCCAUCAGCUUCUACCCCAUACAGACAACUCAAACGGCACCUCUCCAUGCAGUCCUUUGAUGAAAGUGGGAGACGCACCACUGCCCUGUCCGCAAUGACUAGCACGAUUGGGUUCAGAGUCUUCUCCAGCCUCGACGACGGGAUGGGCUAUGCCUCUGUGGAGCGAGUACUUGACACGUGGCAUGAAGAGGGAAUUGAAAACGGCCAUGAAAUCCUCACGGCCUUGGAUUUUAGCCUGGAUGGAAAGGUCAACCUGACAGAGCUGACUCUGGCGUUAGAAAAUGAGCUCCUGAUAACCAAGAAUGGAACCCAUCAGGCUGCCUUGGCCAGCUUCAAAAUGGAGAUCAGACAUUUACUGGAGCGAGUUGACCAAGUGGUGAGAGAAAAAGAGAAGCUGCGCUCAGAUUUGGAAAAAGCUGAAAAACUGAAAUCUCUUAUGGCCUCGGAAGUUGACGACCACCAUGCUACCAUAGAACGCCGGAAUGAAUACAACCUCAGGAAGCUGGAUGAGGAGUACAAAGAACGCACUGCAGCUUUAAAGAAUGAACUCCGGAAGGAGCGAGAGCAGAUCCUGCAGCAGGCUGCCAAACAGCGAUUGGAGCUGGAGCGGGAGAUUGAGAAGGUGAAAACGGAAGAGAACUACGUCCGUGACCGGCUCACCCUUUCCCUAAAGGAAAACAGCCGUUUAGAGAGCGAGCUGUUAGAGACUGGACAGAAGCUGUCAGAGUAUGAGAGCCUGACGAGCAAACUGCAAAGGAACUUGGAAAAUGUCUUGGCCGAGAAGUUCGGCGACCUUGAUCCCAGCAGUGCCGAGUUUUUCCUGCAGGAGGAGAGAUUGGUACAAAUGAAAAACGAGUAUGAACAGCAGUGCAGGGAGCUGCAAGACCAGAUCGAUGAACUCCAGUCUGAGCUGGAAGAGUAUCGUACUCAAGGCAGAAUAUUUAGGCCUUCUCUGGAAAGCUCGCUGCAUGAGGAGUUUGACAUUAAAAAUGGGGGAAGCGGUGGUGUGGAGCCUGACCAAGGGCUUGGUUCUGAAGAUUGCAAUCCACUAAAUAUGAGCAUAGAAGCAGAAAUGGUCAUAGAACGAAUGAAGGAGCAACACCACAAGGAGCUACAGCAUCUGAAACAGGAGCUCAAAGACACAAUGAGCAAUUAUGAAAAACUAGUUGAGACCAAGACCCAUUGUGAAAAGGAGCAAGAAAACAUGGUGAAGAAAUAUAAUGAAGAGAGGCAAACCAUGGAAAAGCAAAUAAGUGCCCUUAGAAACCAAAUUGAAGCACUCCAGGGAGAGACAGCGAUGCUCAAAGAGGAACAAGAAAGGAUUGACUGUAAACAUAAUGAGGAGAGAAACGACUUACAGAUGAGCUUUGAUAAGGAAAAGGCUAAUCUCCAAGAACUGCUGAAGCUAGGACAUGAGGAAGAGCUCCAGGUUAGGCUGGAGCAGGUACAAGAGAGUUUUAACCGAGAACGGGAGGCGCUGGUUCAGAAUGGGAUUUGGAUGGAAGAAAAGAUGAGAGCUCUGGUGCAGACCCUGCAAGAAGAAAAGGGGGAGGUAGAACGUGGUUUCCAUGAGCAGCUGAAAAGCCUGACAGAAAAGCAUGCUGUUGAGAGGGAAGAGCUACAACACAAAUUGCUGGAAAAACACCAACAGGAACUCCAAGAAGAAAGGAAAAAAAUGGAAACUGAGUAUAACAGAAGAACAUCUCAGACAGAAACUCAGUUUUCUGUCGACAGACAAACGAUUGUGAACAAGUAUGAAGAAGCACUACGAAAUCUUGAAGAACGCUACCAACGAGAGCUGCAAGAACUCGCCGAACAACAGCAUGAGGAGAAAUCUCAGUGGGAAUUCGAAAAGGAUGAAAUCAUCCAGGAAUGUGCUGAAGCCCAAGAGCAACUGAAGGAAAUGCUGGAGAGCAAAAAGGCCAUUUCUUUUGUACUAACACAGGAGAAAGAACUCCUAGAGAAGAAUUUCAAGGAACUUGUGAACAAGUUAAUGUGUGAAAAGGAGCAGCUCCAGAAAGAGCUGCAGGAUCUGAGAAAUGUUGCUGAAAAACAAGAGGACAAGUUGCAGAAUAAAAUAUUGCAGCAACAAAAUGAUUACGAAAGAGAGCUAAAAGACAGAGAAGAACAAAUGUCUGUGGUAGAGGAAAAAAGGAAGCUGGUUAGCCAAAGGCUUGAAGUGCUUGAGACUGCAUAUGAGCAAGAGAAAUACAAACUGAAUUCCAAACUUCUUGCUUUAGAGGGUUUGAACAAAGAGACCCACGAGAGAGCAGAAAAAGAGAAGGCACAGAUGAGUUUGGAAAUCUUAAAGCUUCAAGAAACAAUAAAGAAAUUGCAGCAGGAAACACUUGAUUUUGCCAAACUCAGGAAUGACUACAAUGCCUUGGCAAAUGAAUAUGCAGAAGUGAAGAGCAAGGUUUCAGCACUGUCUGGCUUGCAACAAUUGGAAGAGGAUGGAGAGGUUCUUACAAACCUACAGAAGGUGCAUGAGCAGGCUGUGAAGGAAAAUGUGAAAAUGGUUUCUGAGAUUGUCAGGUUACAGCAGCGGUUACAGCGACUGGAGCAAGAGUCAGGAAAACUUUCCAGUUUUGACCAAUCAAAUUCUGAGAUGGAAGAAUCUCAGGUGCAAGACAGGAUAGAGCAAAUUGAGGGUAAUGUUCUCAAAAAUCUGCAAGAUGGCAGUAAAGAGACAGAUCAUGGAGCAAACUUGCUUGUUCUUUCAUUGUUGGAGGCUAAAACUAAGGAGCUUGAAGAAAUGGUUGAGGCUUAUUCCAGUCUAAAGAAGAUGUAUGAAGACACUAAGGUAGAGAACCAUGCCCUGAAAAUACAGAUUCGUCAGCUUCUGGAAAGUAUAAUGGUACUGGAAGCAGAAUAUAAUGAAGCUAAUGACAAGAAGCAAGAUCAGGCUUCCAAAGUGUCUGUGCUGGAAAUGAGACAGACAGAGCUUGAGAAAAUCUUUGAGGUGGUUCCCAAGUUGAAGAUGUUCUAUGAAGAUGUUAAAAGAGAGAAGGAAUGUUCUCAGGAAGAUAGCAAGGUGGCAAAAAUAACGUCUGAUCAUGCUACAGCCCGUAAAGAGCUUUGUUCUGAAGUUUCUAGGCUACAGACUGAACUAAAGAAGGCUGAGGAAAUAACUGAAGCUUCUCUCCAACUUGAGAAGGUCUAUGGAGCAUCUAAAGAGAAUGGAGAGCAGAACGGUCUAGUACCUCAGCUUUGGGAAAAGUUUGAAGAGCUAGAAGACAGAUCAAGGGCACAAUCUACACUUCUGUCCUUACAGGAAGAAAUCCAGCAAGAAAACAAGGGCCUGAAAUCUGAAAUGAUAAAGUUGUUUGAACAAAAUAAAAAACUAGAAGAGAAUGUACCAAGACUUACAAGCCUGCAGCUCAGGUUAGAAGAAAGUAAUCAAGAAAGUGUCAAACUCAGGCAAGAAAAAACACAGCUCCUGGAAAAAGUUAAGGAACUGGAAGAUGCCCGUGACCAAUAUGCACAGGAAAAGAUAGAGAUGCACAGUGAGAACUUAAGACUGCAGCACAGACUUGGAAAACUGGAAGAACAUACUUUAAGGUUUAAAGACCUGCAAGACAAACAUGGCCAAUGUGAGACCACAAUAAAAGACCUGGCAAUGGAGAAAAGAGAGCUACAAGAGCUCAACAGGAAGCUGAAAGAGAAAGUUACAUCUCUGGUUAAGCAAAAAGAGAUGCAUUCUCAAGAUGAGAAAGAGGAGUUGUAUUCAGCGAUACAUGAUUUGCAAAGCACAUGUAGUGAGCUGCAGCAAAAAGUUGAACUCCUGAGAUGUGAGGCCGAGAAGCUCAGAGAAGAAAAUGCUAUUCUGAAGAAUGAAAUAACCCUUUUAAAUGAGGAAGGAAGUGUUUCUAACCUGAAACUACGGGAGCUAAAUGGAUCUCGAGAAGAAAUGUGGCAAAAAAUAGAGUCUAUAAGAAAGGAGAAGGUGGCUGUGCAGAAGAUGGUUGACAACCUGAGAAAACAGGUAUCAGAUUUGAAAGCCAAGAACCAGCAGCUAGACUUUGAAAAUGCAGAACUUAGUCAAAAGAAUUCAAAAAACCAAGCAGACAUGCAGGAUCUUAAUCAACGGCUGGCAAGAAUCCUCAGGCAAAAAGAAAAGGAAGUAGGGAAGUGUACACUAGAAGAAUGGGAACGGGAGAGAUCAAAGCUGAAAGAGGAACUGGAAAACUGUCAAGUUAAGUCAUCAACUCUGGUGUCUUCCUUGGAGACCGAGCUGUCUAAAAUCAAGGUUCAAACUCGUUUACUGGAGCAGGAAAACCACCUCCUCAAACAGGAACUGGAGAAGACCAAACAGCUGCCCAGAUGUCCUGAUCUCUCUGACUUCCAAAAUGAAAUUUCAAGUGUAAUAACUAAAAAUGAAAAGCUGCUGAAAGAAAAAGAAGCCCUCAGUGAGGAACUAAACAGAUGUGUUGAUAAGGUAGCUAAAGUGAACUUCUUAGAGAAUGUUCUUGCCAGCUUGAAGCAGGAGCAAAAGUCCUGGGAACAACAAAGUCAGACACUGAAAAUGCAGCUCACGGUCUCCCAAGAAAAGGUCCAGAGUCUAGAUGAAGCUCUACAAAAUAUCAACCUUCAACUGUCACGGCUAAAAUCAGACCUACGGGUGACCCAGCAGGAGAAGGAGGCUCUUAAACAGGAAGUGAUGUCGCUACACAAGCAACUGCAAAAUGCCAAUGAUAAGAAUCGGGUUCUAGAAGUGGCUGUGCAUUCCUCAGGGCUGCAGAACCAGCAGAAGAAGCUGCACUGGGAUGAACUGGAGCAACUGAUUAAACAGGAGCAGCAGCUGCUGAGGCAAGAGAAUGAGCGGCUCCAGAGAGAGGUCCAGAACACUAAAACAGAUCUAACUCAUUCCAGGGAGAAGAUCCGGCAGCUGGAAUCUGCCAUCCUUUCCAUGAAGCACCAAAAACAUCAAAGCCAAUCUGGUAUUGUGAAAGCCAUAGAGCAAGAGAAAUUAAGCUUGAAGAGGGAGUGUGAACAGCUUCAGAAGGAAUUGUCUUCUGCUCACAGAAGGAUCAGUCAGAUGAAUUCACUUGAGCAUGAAUUGGAAACCAUCAAUUUGGAAAAUGAAGGGCUAAGAAAAAAGCAAGUCAAACUGGAUGAACAACUAAUGGAGAUGCUACACUCGAGCUCCAAUGUGAUGCUUAGCCAAUCCCAGCAUUCUCGAGAGCUGCAGCAGCUCCAGCAGCAAGGCUGUACUAUGGUGCCUAAGGAGCAGUUCCUGCAACUCCAACAUCAGCUACAGCAGGCAGAGAGGAGGAGUCAACGACUGCAGGAGGAACUUGAAAACAGACCCUCUGAAACCAACAUGCCACAGGGGGGCCAUGCUCAGCUUCUAAAGAUGAUGGAAGAACGUAUGAUGGAUGUUGAGCAGAAACUGAAGCUUGUGAAGAGGCUUCUCCAAGAUAAAGUGAACCAACUGAAAGAACAACUUUCCAAGAAUACUAAAGCAGAUGCAAUGGUUAAGGAUCUCUAUGUUGAGAACGCACAAUUGCUGAAAGCUCUGGAGAUGACAGAACAGCGACAGAAAACUGCUGAGAAGAAAAACUACUUCUUAGAAGAAAAGAUUGCCAACCUCAGUAAAAUAGUUAAGAACCUGGCAUCACCAUCUUUGAAUUCUACAUCUCAACUAAGGUCAUAGCAAAGCCAUACAUAUAUUCAAAAGCUCUCUUGCACUUUACUGAAAUGUUAAGAUUUCAACUUCUCACUGUGCUGCCUUUUUGUAUUAUAGAUGUUCGUAAACAGAGGUCUCAAAGUAGAUAGUUUAAAGUUAAAACCUAAACUGGUAGCUGCCAACAAACUUCUGGUAGCGUUCCUAAACCACCUUCCUGCCCAGUUUUGUCAAAAACUAUCCUAUUCAGGAUUGUAGAAAAGAUUUGGAUCUGUGAUUCUAUGUAACUUAACUUAUUGUAACUGCUUUAUUUUUAAAUAUAAACUCUGAAUUUAUUGUAGUGAAUUAAUUUGGUAACCCAUGCCUAUAUUGAAACCUAGGUCUAAGGUGAACCUUUGCAACUCAGGUCUCAGUUAAACUUUUAAAACAUUCUAAGCCUAUGUAUAAUAUUUUAAAGUCUAAACUCAGCAGAUCAUCUGGGUCAUCUCUAGAUAUCAUUCUCAGAAUAAUCCAUAUUAGGAAACAGACUUCAUCUGUUUCCUAUAUACUGCAAAUAGAUUCUGGAGUUUCCCUAAAGCAGUAUGCUUCAACUGAUGCACUAGACGUCUAGCCCAGUUGAUCAAUGGCUGUUUCUUUCCAGGGUUCAACUUCCCUAGUGGUGAUUAAAACUUGGUAAAUAGAAUGCUGCCAUCUAACUAAACAUAGCAGUAGCUAAUCCUGAAAAAUGUCCCAUGUGCUGAGUGUGACAAUGACUUACACAGCUGCAAUUAAACACUCCUUUACAAAUAUAUUAGGGGCCUUAAAUUAAAACAGAGGAACAAUCUCCAAACAGAAGGUGAUGUGGCUUCUACUUGAAUAUUUUUUAAACUAGGCAAAGCUCUGAAAUGUAUUUAUGGAAUAAUCCUGUAUUGGCAGGAGAAUGGAGAAGAGGACCUACAUAAACCUUAGUCUGUAAUAUCUAUGGCAAUGAUCCUGCAAUAGGGUCUACUAACAUGGACCUCUGAUGACCAUACAUACUUCUAUUUGGUGUCAGUGGGACACUCGACCAACAGGUCUCUGCUAGUGGAUCCUGCUACAGGAUCUGAGUUUGUGAUUGUAAGGAGUUAUAUUUGAGGUCACCUCAGCAACUUGGAAUGAUAGCAUCAACUAGCUUCCUGCACUACUCUAAAUAUGGAACUUAAUGUCUGUGUAUGAAGAUGACCACUUAUUCAAGCUUUAAGAAACCUUGUUUAUGAAAAGAAUGAUAAACCAAACUGUAUUAUCUAAUAUGACCAGAUAAAAAUAGACUUAAGACCAUAAGAUUUUUAAAAUGUUAAUGUGAAUUUAAUACUGGUGAGAGGGGCCAGGAUAAGACUGGAAAAUGUGUUGUGAUUGGCGCAGUCUGUAUGAGGGCUGAAGGAUCGAUUGAUCAAGGUGAGAGGGGCCAGUUUGGCAGCAGUAGUGGGAUUUGAAGGAAGGGUUAAAAAGUUCAAACUAUGUAUUCAACCCCUUGUCUCUGAGACUGCUAACAAGGUGCCAGUUACAGUAGUGUUUGUGACAUGCAACUGUCCACUAGGAACUGAAAUGAGGCUGCCAAUUCACUUGCCACAAGCCACUAGCCAGCCUGCAGAGAAUGACUUUCAGUUUAUACUGUUUUAGCCAGGUGAAGCACUGAUUUAGAAAGCCAGUGAAGCACUGGCAAGACUGUUAUACCUAAAAGUUUACCUAUUAAUUGGAGGGUGGAGGGAUUGGAUAAUAGAUACAUGGUGUGACCCUUUCCUUGUACUGCUAGUCUGCUCAAUUCCUUUAUGCAGGCAAUAUUGUAAAUGUUACAAGAAUCCAGAGAGAUUUGUUUUCUUCCUGUGUACAGGAAUGGCGCAUAAGGACACGGCAGAGAAAAUAAUCACCAUGAAUGCAUGUCUGAUGAUAGAAAAUUCUGCACUGUUUUCCUGUUGAAAGGGUGCAAUGAAUAUACAGGGUUUUAUUUAAAAACAAAAAUCAAAAAUCAAAACAAAAAUCAGCUUGCAACUCUUAAAACUUUACUAAGAUUUGUUCAAUAUACCUUUAAAAGAUAGACAAAUGACAAUCAUGUCACAAACCUAUCUAGGAGCUACACAAAGCAAGAAAACCUUAGAAAUUAUUUCAUGACUGUAUUGUACUGUCUCUUUCCACUCUCAAUCUUCUAUCUUGGUAAAUGACCAGCUCUAAGGCUUGCAUACACCAUUUUUUCAUUGAUUGCAGAAGUGGUCUUUUAUUAUAGCAAAUUACAUUGAGUUAAAUUGGAGUUCCCUUUUUAAAUUCCAGAGUAUAUAUAUUUUGCUUAUGCUAAUAUUGACGAGUUAGCUUGGUAAGUCACACACAUGAUAAAGUUUUGCUGCAUGGACAAUUGGACUAAAAUGUGUGUUGACAAUAAGGAAAUUGAGCACACAUCUCUAAGGCUAUGUCUAGCUUAGGAAAAUAGGCAGUAUUUUUACAAUGGCAGAGUAGACAGAAUUCAGCUGGCUGUGAUCAUCCUAGAAAAAGGUGUUCGCUAGCACUUUUUAAUGCAAUAUAUUUUUCUAGACGAGGCAUGACCUAGGGCAUGUCUACACUUACCGGUAGAUCGGCACUGCUGCAAUCGAUGUAGCGAGUGUCAUUUAGUGGGUCUGGUGAAGACACGCUAAAUUGAUGGGCGAGCACUCUCUCAUCAAUUUGUGUACUCCACCUCCCCGAGAAGCGUAAGGGAAGUCAAUGGGAGAUUCUCUCCUGUUGACACAGUGCAGUAUAGCCACCGCGGUAAAUGGAUCUAACUACAUCGACUUCGGUUACGUUAUUCAUGUAACUGAAGUUGUGUAAAUUAGAUCAAUUUACCGUGGUAGUGUAGACCAGCCCCUAAUGUUAACAUAUGUGGCAAACUGUCAGACAUCAUGGGGAUACUGAAGUAGAGAUUGUCCUUAAAUUGCUGCAUAAUUAAAUAAAAUCUCACGUGGAUGCUUUUAUAAAAGAACAGACUCCAAAUUUUGACUUUCUGGCACUUAUUUUCUGUUGGAUUAAAAAAAAGCACUAAUCAGAAUCGAAUUCAAAAAGGUGAAGCUAGGAUAGGUAAUCUUUGUUGCAGGGAUAGUGCACAGAGAUUGAUUUCUCCCCAUUCUCUCUCAAUCUAUCCUUCCUUUCAUGUAUUUAGCUUCAAAUACUAAUCCCACCACUGAGGACAGUUGGGAGGUGGGGGGCCAUGAGGGAGUUCAACCUCCCUUGUUCAGGCAAAAUUCAAGGUGACUUCACUGGGAUAUUUGUGUGAAUAAAGAGUUCUCAAAAGUGCCCUCUGACAUUGCACCUUCCAGAGUUAUUAAAUGCUGCUUAGAGCAUCUGCCAGAAGGGGUUGCUUGAGAAGCAGUUUAGGGCACUUCCUCCCCAGAUGGUAUGCAGUGGUGAAACUGAGGACCCAAACUCUGAUGCCCUGUCAGUGAAAUGUUUGCCUGACCACUGGGCUGGCACAGUUACUUGCAUAAACUUUUUUACCAUGCAUUUGAGCCAAUGGAUAUAUACUAAUGAAAGGUAUUAAGUAUUUAUAGUCUCUGAUGCCUGAAUAUAAUGUUAGAAGCCUGGGUAUACCAUAUAGGCAUUUUUAAAAUGCCGAAGUCUUUUAUAGCAAACUCAUAUAUGCUCAACAAAACUUGAAGUACUAGGCCUCAAUCAAAACAAUGGGUCUUGCCAGUUCAAAGAUAAUAUAACAGUGUUUUAAAAAUAUUACCAUUGUUUCCUACACCAUGCUGUGUGAAUCACUGUGAAGAUAAGCGUUUUGGAAUUGGUUUUUUUGGUGGUGAAUAUAUACAAAUUCAUUCUGAACAACUUGAGGGGCUGUUUUAUAUCUGCACAGUUAAGGAGCUGUGUGUCAAUUUGCAUUGAUAAAAAGUAUAUAUUAGCACUUUUUCCUCAGUCAGCUGAGGCUGAAUUUAAAUUCAAAGAAAGGAAAUUCUUUGAUUUUGUAAGAGCAAAAGGAUUUUGUAACCCAACUGACAUUCACUAUUUAUGGAUGUUGCAUAAAAUGGUUUAAAGGAACAGUGUACUUUAGCAAAGAACGGCAAAAUCCUUUGGUAAAACUAAAGGAAAUGACAUCGUUGUUACAACUGCGUUCUGUUGCUUUGCUGAUGUUCAGCCCUCUCACCCAUUAAUAGCUUCUGUUCCCACUAAAUGUCAAAUGCUGUAAUUAGUGAUAAUUAACUUCUGUAGAGAUGAAGACUAGUGGGUGUAUUUUUUUUAUCGAGUUUGCAUUGUAUUAUAUCAGUAUAAUAUACUGUAUUACAACAGUUGUCUUUAUACCAUCAUGUAAAACAGAAAGAUGAACUGACAUUGUUUAUACUGAAAUUAAAAAUAUAAAUUACAAAA